Molecule: messenger RNA, 1870 nt
Organism: Penaeus chinensis
Lineage: Eukaryota; Metazoa; Arthropoda; Malacostraca; Decapoda; Penaeidae
Exons: 8
Coding region: 335-1540 (401 amino acids)
Biological process (GO): ubiquitin-dependent protein catabolic process
Molecular function (GO): ubiquitin protein ligase activity
Source: RefSeq, a predicted model, not a curated record
UGACGCGCGCGCGAGGAAGAUAAAUAUAGCAGUAUCACUUACGUGCAGUUCUACCCCACACUCCCCAUCCACUAGAGCUUCAGUCCGGAACCUCUGUUCACCUGUCGAUUGUUUCUUUUCCUUGUGGUGCCAGUGCGUUGACCUCCCUUGACCCGACAGCAAAGCACGAGCUUCCAGUGCCCGCUGCCCACAACACAUCCUGCCACGGAGGAUGUGACAACCCCCCCCCCCCCCCCCCCCAAGCGCCGCUUCCUUCAGGCGAUGUCCGAGGUCGACUUGGUCACGGGGGUAUGAAGAUGAUGAUGACUCCUCGGGGCAUGAGAGCGGGCGAGCGAUGCCCUUAGACUCCCCCUACAGGAACCCCGGGAGGUGGCGGGCUGUCGCGAACCAUCAGGAGAACCGCCACGGCACAGCGGGUUGUCUGCUAUCCCUCGUACUGCUUGCCCCUCUACUGACGCCCGCGUGUGGUGUGGGCGUGGUGCUGGUGGCCGUCCUGAUCUACAGCUGCGUGGUGGUGCCCGCCCUCGCGAACUACUACUCUUUCUCCCGCCUUCUUCUCCGCUCGAUCAAAUUCUUGGGCCAUGGCGGGGGUUCGUUGGGAUCAGGACUGUACACGGGUCUGGCAUCCAAACUCGCUCAGGCACUCACAGCCGCGUGUCACUAUGCGGCUGGGGUUCUUAGGGUCACGCUGCAGUGCCUCCUGCUGGUGCUCCUCCUCCCCUUCACCUUCGUCAGGACGUUCGUGCCGCUGGUCCACAACUUCUACUUGUCCUUCGAAGCGUUCAGGGUCACCUCUAACCAAAUGGUGUUCUUCGUCCUGGCGGAACACGCGAUGACGCCCAAGCCCCAGCAGGCAGCUCUCUACUUUCUCUUCUUCUACACCGUCCUUAUCUACUUACACAAGACCCUCUUCAGACGUCAGUGGGGGCAGACCCUCAACUCAACGAACCUUCGAGAUUUCCUGAGGCUAACGGCUUGGUACAUGGCUGUGCGACUGGGCAAAGGAGUAGCGCUGUCGUUCAUCCUGGUUAUGUUCACCGUGGAAUUCCGUCACGGUGAACCACAGCUGUCUUACAUCGCUGCGACCUUCGUGUAUUUCUCAAUCACGCAGCACAAGUGGACGGGCAACGAGCGGGUCGUCGCGUGGCUGAGGAGCCUGAGUCUGGAGUUCUUCGAGGAGGAGGAGGAGCUGUGGGUGCCACUGAGCUUCAAGGCGGGCACCGUGCUGGCUUCUGUGGCUGUGGCGGCGCCCCUGGCUUCCACCUGGCCGACGCUCUGCGCUGUGGCCGCCUACACCAACGUCCUGGCCCCCGUGAUCCUCCUGAGGGCGCAGUUCGAGACGCAGCACCAGACGAUCCUCAACAAGUAUCGGCGAGCGACGAAGGAGGAGAUUUCAGCCCACUCGACGUGCCCGGUGUGUCUGGAGACGCUGAAAGUGGCCAGAGCAACCCCAUGCAACCAUCUGUACCAUGCCACCUGCCUCAGACGCUGCCUGGAGCUCUCCCCGCUCUGUCCCAUGUGUAAACAAACCAUCCUGUGAUAGCGUUGCAGUGUUUGUAAACAGGCAGUUUUCACAAGGCUAGCCCGACAUGACAUGGGUGCAAAGACAUAUUUAAAAGAAGGACUACGGACGUAUUUUUUUUCCUUUUAUUUAUUAUUAUUAUUAUUUUUUUUUUUUGUGGGAGGGGGUGGGUGGGUGUCAUUAGCGGUUGCUUUGUUGAACGCGGCGUCUGUGAAGAUUUGUUUUGAUAAUGUCAAAUCUUUGGUGACUUAUGUGUCAAUAUUGAUGUGCCUUAUUAUGUUGUUGUUGAUAAUGUAAAUAAAAUAUCUAUAUUUAUGCCUUCUGUCCGUUAAUAAAGAGUGAUAUAUA